CUUUGUUUUUUUUUCAUUAACUACAUUCAAAAUAGUGCUAGAUAUUUUUUUAAACUUUAAUCAAAUGUUUUUGUAUGUGUAGUCCAUAGCUAUUCUAGCUAGCUUGGCAUUUAUCCCUUUAUCCCACACAACAUGACCAAAAACCAUAUACCUAGUCAAGGUUGGCCAAGACAUUUUAUAGCAUGAUUGCUGAAUCUCUAGAUACUAAAUAACUAAUUAUUUACAAAGACUGAUUAUUAUGGGCGAGCCGUUGCCAGAUGUUUCAAAGCACAAAGUUAUUAUUAUUGGUGCUGGCAUUGCAGGUCUUGCAGCAGCCACACAUUUGUCACAACAUGAUAUGAAUGAUUUUAUUGUAUUGGAAGCACAAAACCGUAUUGGUGGUCGAAUAUGUUCUGCUAAAAUAAAUGGUCAACAAAUUGAACUUGGGGCUCACUGGAUUCAUGGCGUAUUAGGCAAUCCUAUGUAUGAAUUAGCUUUGGCUAACGGUCUAGUGGAUAUUACUCAUCGUCCGAAAUUACCCAGUAUUAUUGCAACCGCAAUGGAUGGAACUAAGGUUCCUAUUCAAUUAUUACAAGAAACAUAUGAAGCAUAUAUGUGUUUUUUGCGGCGAUGUGAAGAUUACUUUACGGGCGCAUUUGAUCCACCACCUGGGAUUCACAGUGUUGGAGAACAUGUACAGCUCGAAAUUGCAAUUUAUUUGGAAAAAGUACAAAAUAAUAAUGUUCGUAAAUUACAGCGAUUAAUUUUUAACUGUCUACUGAAGCGAGAAACUUGUAUUACUGGAUGUAACAAUAUGGCUGAUAUUGAUUUAGUUGAGUUAGGUAGUUACAAAGAACUGCAGGGUGGUAACAUUGCACUGCCUAGUGGUUACAGCAGUAUUUUAGAUCCAAUACAUAACAAGUUACCACCUGAUUGUAUAAAAAUGAAUUCUCAAGUGACAAAAAUCAAAUGGCCAUCAGGCAUUGACAAUGGUACAGAUUCUGAAGAUUCUGAUAAGACUGUGAUUGAAGUAGGUGGAGAGGAUGUCACCAAUGAAACUGUGUACGUUUAUUGUAAUGAUAAGAUUUAUGAAGCUGAUAGUAUUAUAUGCACAUUGCCAUUGGGUAUACUUAAAUCAAAUGAUAUUUUUUGUCCAAAACUACCAAAGUACAAAGAAAAAUCUAUUGGUAGACUAUUGUAUGGUGUAGUGGAUAAAAUUUUUUUGUAUUAUGAUCGACCGUUUUUGAGUCAAGAUACAGAUGAGAUACUUUUAUUAUGGGAAAAUGAUGAAAUCGGGGAUUGGACUGAAAAAAUAUAUAGCUUUUCAAAAGUAAAUGAUACACUAUUGCUUGGUUGGUUAUCUGGCAAUGAAGCUGAAAUUAUGGAGAAAUUGGAUGAUAAAAUAAUAGGAGACAAGUGUACAGAAGUAUUGAGACGUUUUUUAAAUGACCCUUGUAUACCAUAUCCAUCUAAAUGUAUUUGCACUCAAUGGAAAGCUAAUGAAUUCAGUCUCGGUUCAUAUACUGCUAUUGGAGUUGGCUCUAGUCAGUUAGAUAUUGAACACAUUGCAAGGCCAAUGUAUGUCAAUAAUAAUAAGAUUCCUAUUAUAACAUUUGCUGGGGAACAUACUCAUCCAAAUUUUUAUUCUACCGUUCAUGGAGCAUAUUUGUCUGGGCGUGCAGCUGCUGAAAUGUUGAUUGUAUGUAAACGUGAAGACGAACCACUCAAUACUACAGUUUCUGACCUAAGUUCGUGGGUACAAGGCUUACCACUAGCAUAGUAAAACUUUUGUUAUUUAAUUAAUUUAUUUAUUUUUUGCAAUUGUAUUUGUUUAUUUUACAAAAUUGUGAUAUUAGGUAUUAGUUGUUAGUUCAAGUUAGAAAAACGUCGCUUUUUUGACUGAACUUUUAUUCUGGUCAACAGAUAAUUUUCUAAAAAUAUUGUUUCUUGCUAAGUGCAUCUUUAUUUUCAUAAAUCUAAAACUCUGAAAAUGUAUAUGUUUGUAAAGACUUAUUAGUUUUUAUAUUUCUGUGGACAAAUAUUCAUUAAAUUUUUAAUAUUAAACCAUGGCGUACAUUUUGUUUUAAAAAUGUAAUUGCCUUAAAGUCUAUUUUUAAAUUUCUUUUCUUUUUUUAUGGCUUUUUAAAUUGUUUAACCUUUUCACUGCUAAAUUGGUUUUUCCUAUGAAACUCAUCUCUGCUGAAUUAUUUUUUUAUAAUUUUUUUAUUUAUAUCAUAUUAUAUGGCUAACAUUUACUUGUAUAGUUGCAUAGAACCAUAUGUUGAAAUUUGAAGUUGAAAAAUAAAAGCAAUAUAUAUUGAAUUAGAUA
Molecule: messenger RNA, 2308 nt
Organism: Aphis gossypii (cotton aphid)
Lineage: Eukaryota; Metazoa; Arthropoda; Insecta; Hemiptera; Aphididae
Product: spermine oxidase
Exons: 6
Coding region: 239-1759 (506 amino acids)
Molecular function (GO): polyamine oxidase activity
Source: RefSeq, a predicted model, not a curated record